Microsporum canis CBS 113480 is the source of this 600-nucleotide messenger RNA. RefSeq lists its product as hypothetical. The transcript is spliced from 4 exons. Gene Ontology annotation, biological process: vacuolar transport. Gene Ontology annotation, cellular component: endosome. The record is from RefSeq and is a predicted model, not a curated record. NCBI's taxonomy places the organism in Eukaryota, Fungi, Ascomycota, Eurotiomycetes, Onygenales, Arthrodermataceae. The coding region runs from base 1 to 600 and encodes 199 amino acids.
AUGGCUCAGCUUCUACAGAACAGAUGGCACCUCCGCCGAGUCGCAGAUACCAGCGCUAAAUCAUGUCUUAUAUGCUACAAACCAUCAACGAGUGUGUUGGUUACUCCUGACAAUAAGGAUUUCUUCUACAUCUGUCCGAUCCAUCUUAAGGAUAAGAGCUUUUGUUCACCGCUUAUAGAUGAGGAAGAAGUUGCGGCGAAGAAGAAAAAGGAGGAGAUGGACCGCGAGAUUGAGAAGGUGAAGAAAGAAUACGAGGAGAGGCAACGGAGGAAAAAAGAGAAGGAGAAGGAGAAGGAGAAGGAGAAGGAGAAGGAGAAAGAGAAGGACGGCGAUAAAAAAGAGGAGAAGAAAAAGGAGACGGAUGAUAAGGAAAACAACAAAGAUGAGAAAGAGAAAGAUGAAAAGAUAAAAUAUAUACAAAAGGCCGCCGACUCUGGGAACGCUAGUACGGAUGACAUGCCUCGAAUUUAUGCACUCCACAAGAACUUCUACCAAAUGCGGGUUGAUAGACUGAAAGCUAUUGAGAAGUCAAAGAGAGAUCGUCAGCGUCUGCAGAACCCUUCGACGUUUCCAUCGGUACCGAAGACAGAUCUCUCGUAG